This is a messenger RNA of Kluyveromyces marxianus DMKU3-1042, 285 nucleotides long. It is a transcript of the gene QCR8, whose product is annotated as ubiquinol--cytochrome-c reductase subunit 8. Bases 1 to 285 code for a protein of 94 amino acids. The record is from RefSeq and is a predicted model, not a curated record. Lineage: Eukaryota; Fungi; Ascomycota; Saccharomycetes; Saccharomycetales; Saccharomycetaceae. The transcript has a single exon. Gene Ontology annotation, biological process: mitochondrial electron transport, ubiquinol to cytochrome c.
AUGGGUGGUCCACACGCUAAGACUUACAUGGGCUGGUGGGGUAGCAUCGGCUCUCCAGCUCAAAAGGGUAUCACCAUGUACUCUGUUUCUCCAUACGCUCAAAAGCCAUUGAACAACAUCUUCAACAACGCUGUUUUCAACACUUUCAGAAGAGUCAAGUCCCAAGCUUUGUACGUUAUCCUUCCAUUCUCUAUCUACUGGGCUUGGUGGGUGAACUGCAGAGACUACAAUGCAUACUUGUACACCAAGGCUGGUAGAGAAGAACUAGAAAGAGUGAACGUUUAA